AUGUGUGUCAGUGUUGUUUUCCACUGUGGUUGUUAACUCUAGAAAGACAGCGGCGGAAUAAUAAUUCACUGGCAGAUUAUUAAACGUUUGUAAUAUCAACUGUUGUAAUUUUGAAUGGACAGACAAGCCUGUUGAAAUAAAAUAAAAUCUGAAAGUGAGAAAAGUUUGGUUGAUGAAAUAAUUUCUUGAGAAGAAAGAACAAAAGCUGAUAUAAUGUCGAAUAGGGCGAAAUCAACUUUCCAAUCAUCUGCGGCCACAAACUUCCUUAAGAUUCUCCUCACCAUCUUCAAUUUUGUUUUCCUGGCAUCUGGUGUGGCGAUACUGGGUCUUGGAUUAUGGAUGCACUUUGAACUGUACCGCUACAUGCAGCUGACCACUGUUUAUUACGAUGCGGCUCCAUACAUUCUGGUUUCCAUUGGGAUGGCCAUCAUUCUGAUUGGCUGCCUCGGCUGCAUGUGCACUAUCAAAGGACACGGGCGAUGGCUGUACUUGUUCACAGCAUUCCUGAUAAUGAUAUUCAUCUUGGAGGUUUCCACCGCCAUAUCGGCGUUCGUCUAUAGGGAUACCAUCAAGCGUGGAUUCAGCGAGGGGAUGUUGCUGGCCAUGGAGGAAUACAUGGAAGACCCGGAGAAGCAGGCUGCCAUUGAUGGCAUUCAGAGUAAACUUCGCUGCUGCGGCUACAACAGCCACGAAGACUGGUCCAACUACACCAUCACCCACGGCCACAUACCCGUGCCCAAGAGCUGCUGCAAGGUCAAGAAGUGCGACACCACUGACCCUGAAGCUAUCUACGUCAAGGGAUGUUUUGAGAGGGUGUCAGCGUUCAUGAGAAGCAACUUCUCCAUGAUCGGUGGCAUAGCUGCUGGGUUCGGACUUGUCCAGCUACUGGGAGCAGUGAUAUCCUGCUGUCUGAGUAGGAACAUCAACAAACAUCGCUAUGAGCAGAUGGAAUGAUGAACAUGACAGAAAAAUCCGCGACGAUGAUUAUGAUGACAUGGUGGUGAUGACGACGACGAUGAUGAUGGUGGUUAUGAAAUAUCAAUAUGAUGAUAGUGAUGAUAUCUAAAUGAUAUCAAUCUGAUGAUGAAGAUGAUACUAAAAGGAUAUCAAAGUAAUGAUUAUAGCUUGAAAAGGGUUAUUGGUUUGCUUUGUUUAAAUAUUUUUUCCAUUAUAUUGCUAAAAAUUCGAAUACGCGCAACUAUUAUCUUGCAGUUUGCUGAUAUAUUUUAUCCAUCUAUUUGUUCGUUCGUUCUUUGUUCAUUUCUUCAUUUUACACACUCAUUCAUUCAUUAAUUCACUAAUUUAUUCACUCCUUCAUUCAUUCAUCCAUUCAUUCGGUUUUUAUUCACUCAUACCUACACUCACUGGCUCACCGAUCAGUAAUUACUUCGUUAACUUAUUCAGCAUUUUUGGUAAAGUAAUUGUAAAAUUGAAAUAAUAUUUUCUCCACUCUGAUGUUUUAUAAACUUUUUAAUUAUUUCAUUUUAUUGCCAAUAAAGAAAAAAUCUUAAAACAUCUCUUUCCCUAUCAGAUAAAAAACUGAAAAAUGCUUGAAUAUUUUAUAAAACUCACAAAAAUUCGAAAAUUUACCACACACACACACCCCAAUCACACACGCACAAACAAUACACAUACACACACAUACAUAAACAUAUGUCUCUAUCUUUUUAUAGUUUUUUUCUGUGCAAACAUUAAUUUAAAAUCUCAAUUUCUGCGAAGUUUGAAGAAGAUUAGAGUCAUUUUGAAUUUAAAGUUUUCUGUCAACACCGUUCAUUCAUUUAAUAAAUACCCACAUACACGCACACACACGCACACGCACACACACACACAUAUAUAUAUAUAUAUAUAUAUCUAUAUAAUGUAUAUAUAAUGUAUCAUAAGACAUCAACGUCAUAAUAUUAAUAAAUGUAUAGUAUAACAAGUCCUUAUCAUUAUCAUCAUCAUCACUAUCAAUUUCAUUGACGUCAUAAUCAUCAUCCUCAUAUUUAUCAUCAUCAUCAUCAACAACCUUAUUAUUGCUAUUAUUAUUCUUUUUGUUAUUAUUAUUGUUAUUAUCGUCGUCGUCAUCGCCAUUGUUAUUGUAAAUUUGAUGUUGUUUUGUGGUACAAGCCUACUAGCAUUUUGUGCAUGUUGUUUGUGUGUUUGUUGUUUGUGUGUUUGUUGUUUGUGUGUGUUUGUUGUUUGUGUGUUUGUUGUUUGUGUGUGUUUGUUGUUUGUGUGUGCCAACUCGAGUAUGAUAACGAUGAUUAUGAUAAUGAUGAUGAAAACUAUUGUGGCGAUUAUGGAUAAUAUGAUUGUAUGUAAUCGUGACGUCAAACGGGAUGAUGAUGAUAAUGAUGACACUUCCGGUAAGUUUUGUUUUUUUUGUUUUUAAACUAUAAGAACACGUUUUAGUUUUUUUUCCAAAUCUCUUUUCUUCCAAUUUUUCAAUCCAUUAAAAUUCCAUUUAAAGUCUUGUGCAUGUCUUUAUAGUAAAGCUUUUAAUUCAAUUCAAGGAUAAACACAUAUAAACACACACACACACACACACAAACUUACACACACACAGAUACAAAUUUAGACAUAUACAAAUGCGCAUAUAUACAUACACAUACACACCCAUAAAAAACAAUACACACACGCACGCGUAGAGAAACAUAUGAAUUUAUUUUAAACGAAUAAACAUUUAUAUCCAUGUGUAGUUGUACAUAAAGCAUAAUUAGCAACUUUUACCUGAGCGCACAAUCAUUCGACGACACAACACAACGGGCCGACCAAACAACUUGACCUUUCAUAAUUUGUUUGACCUUUGAUGUUGUGACGUCACAAUGACGUGUCGUGUUUUUAGUCAUAAUAAUUUCAAACGUUUUAUAAUGUAUCCUUUAUUAUUCAUAAUCUUCUGUAGAGAGUUUAUAUAUCGGAUAAUGAUACUACAUAUUCAUCGUACGAUACUUAUAUUAUGAUGAUGUUAAUAAAAAUACUUGCAUCU
Messenger RNA from Helobdella robusta, 2968 nucleotides. RefSeq lists its product as hypothetical. Lineage: Eukaryota; Metazoa; Annelida; Clitellata; Rhynchobdellida; Glossiphoniidae. The coding region runs from base 214 to 954 and encodes 246 amino acids. The transcript has 10 exons. The record is from RefSeq and is a predicted model, not a curated record. Gene Ontology annotation, cellular component: membrane.